Molecule: messenger RNA, 2072 nt
Organism: Trichosurus vulpecula (common brushtail)
Lineage: Eukaryota; Metazoa; Chordata; Mammalia; Diprotodontia; Phalangeridae
Gene: F2
Product: coagulation factor II, thrombin
Exons: 14
Coding region: 62-1924 (620 amino acids)
Biological process (GO): platelet activation; positive regulation of blood coagulation; proteolysis
Cellular component (GO): extracellular region
Molecular function (GO): serine-type endopeptidase activity; calcium ion binding
Source: RefSeq, a predicted model, not a curated record
CCCAGAGGGGCCAGAUCGGCCUGCUUGUGAUCCCUAACUCCACAGCUUCUCCACAGGCACCAUGAUGGGUGUUCAGGGCCUGACCCUACAAAGCUACCUGAUCCUAGGAGUCUUGCUAUCCCUUGCCCACUGUGAACAUGUGUUCCUUGACCAGCGGCAGGCACUUUCUGUGCUCCAGAGGGUCCGGCGGGCCAACAGAGGCCUCCUGGAGGAAAUGCGAGCUGGAAACCUGGAGCGCGAGUGUCUGGAAGAGCAGUGCAGCUAUGAAGAGGCCUUCGAAGCUCUGGAGUCCACCACAGCUACGGAUGCAUUCUGGGCCAAGUACAAAGUUUGUGAACCUGUGAGGACAACCUCAAGAGUCAUUUUCGAUGCCUGCCUAGAAGGAAACUGUGCAGAGGGCAUAGGGUCCAAUUACCGGGGAAACAUCUCCAUCACCAAGUCUGGGAUCCCGUGCCAGCUCUGGAGGAGUCGCUACCCACACAAGCCAGACCUUAACUCCACCACACACCCUGAUGCUGACCUCCGGGAAAAUUUCUGCCGAAACCCAGAUGGCAGCUCCACUGGACCCUGGUGCUACACCAGUGACCCCACUCUGCGGCGAGAAGAGUGCAGCAUCCCCAUCUGUGGAAAGGACAACAGCUUCACUGUGCCUCUGACCCCAAGAAACCCCAACCCGGUGGCACCGAGGACCUCGCAGUCUUGUGUCCCUGAUGAGGGCCGGAAGUACCAAGGAAACCUUGCUGUCACUGUGUCCGGGGCCCCCUGCCUGCCCUGGGCCUCUGAGCAGCUGAAGCCGCUUCUCAAGGAGAACAAUUUUGACCCUGCUGUGUCCCUGGAUGAGAACUACUGCCGAAAUCCUGAUGGUGAUGAGGAGGGCCUCUGGUGCUUUGUGGCUGGGAACCCCAUUGGUCCGGAGUACUGCCAGACCACCUAUUGCGACAGCCCCGUGGAUGAGGUGGAAGGAGACUUGGAGCCGCCGCCAGAGACCAUCGAGGGCCGGAGCACACUUCAGGAUUACCAAGUGUUCUUUAACGAGAAGACCUUUGGUGCCGGAGAAGCAGACUGUGGGAUUCGGCCCCUGUUUGAGAAGAAGAGCCUGCAGGACAACAGCGAGCAGGAGCUGCUGGAUUCUUACAUUGGUGGGCGCAUCGUGCAUGGGGAUGAUGCCGAGCUGGGCACUGCUCCUUGGCAGGUGAUGCUUUUCCGGAAGACCCCUCAGGAACUGCUCUGUGGGGCUAGUCUCAUAAGUGACCGCUGGAUCCUCACCGCUGCCCACUGCCUCUUCUACCCGCCGUGGGACAAGAACUUCACAGUGGACGACCUGCUAGUGCGCAUUGGCAAACACCAUCGCUCCAGGUAUGAACGUACCAUGGAGAAGAUUGCGAAGCUGGAGAAGAUUCUGAUCCACCCCAAAUAUAACUGGAAGGAGAAUUUGGACCGAGACAUCGCCCUGCUGAAGCUAAAACAACCCAUCCCCUUCACUGACUACAUCCAUCCAGUGUGCCUGCCCUCCAAGGACAUCGUCCACAAGUUAUUCCUGUCUGGGCACAAAGGGAGGGUCACUGGCUGGGGCAACCUUAGGGAGUCGUGGACCUCCUUGAGAGACAACCUGCCCACUGUCAUGCAGAAGAUCAACCUGCCCAUUGUAGAACAGGCCAUUUGCCGGGCCUCCACCCGGAUCAAAAUCACAGACAACAUGUUCUGCGCAGGGUACCAACCUGACGAUGAGAAACGAGGGGAUUCCUGCGAAGGAGACAGCGGGGGGCCUUUUGUGAUGAAGAGCCCUUUUGACAAUCGCUGGUACCAAAUGGGAAUCGUGUCCUGGGGUGAAGGCUGUGACCGGGAUGGGAAAUAUGGCUUCUAUACUCAUGUUUUCCGUCUGAAGAAGUGGAUACAGAAAACCAUCGAUCGAUCUGGACUUUAGGGGCCUCCUGUAAGGCCCUAUCCCUGUUCCCGAGCAAGGAGCAUGAACUGAAGAGGCCUUCCCCCCUCCUCAACGAAGUGGAAAGGUUUUGUGUUGGUUUUUUAUUUCUAAAAUAUCUAUUUCCCAAUAAAAGUCUUUCCCUCUAUGA